AUGGCUUUACAAAGGAAAGAUCAGGAUAUUUUGAAUGCGAUGUCUUUAGUGAAAUCUACCAAGCAACAAUUGUACAAGCUCAGGGAUAAUGGAUGGGAUUCAAUCAUUGGAAAGGUGAACUCCUUUUGCGAGAAAAAUAAAACAGAGUUACUCAUUAUGGAAGAAGAGUUUGUUAAUCCAAAGAAGCCAAGACAGAGAAGCAACAUAACAAACUUGCAUCAUUACCAAGUUGAAUGUUUUUACACGGUAUUGGAUAUGCAAAUUCAAGAGUUCAAUGAUCGUUUUGACGAGAUAAACACUGAGCUGCUUGGUUGCACUGCAUCUUUGAGCCCCAUUGAUUCAUUCCACCUGUUUGAUCAGUCAAAACUUGUAAGAUUAUCAGAGUUUUAUCCUGAAGAUUUUAGCUCCGUGGAACGGAUAUCUCUUGAGCAUCAACUUGGUAUUUACAUCGAUAAUAUCUCUGAAGAUCAAAGGUUUGCCAAUUUGGAGGGUCUUGGAGAUCUUGCAUGUGUGAUGGUGGAAACCAAAAAAACAUCUUUCACAUCCUCUUGUUUAUCGACUUUUGAAGCUAGUUUUGACUUUGCCUGUUGCCACCGCUACUGUCGAGAGAUCUUUCUCUGCGAUGAAAAUUGUGAAGACUACCUUACACAACCGAAUGGGUACAAAUUUUUUGAAUGCUUGUAUGGUUUGUUAUACUGA
Brassica napus (rape) is the source of this 699-nucleotide messenger RNA. RefSeq lists its product as uncharacterized. The record is from RefSeq and is a predicted model, not a curated record. NCBI's taxonomy places the organism in Eukaryota, Viridiplantae, Streptophyta, Magnoliopsida, Brassicales, Brassicaceae. The coding region runs from base 1 to 699 and encodes 232 amino acids. The transcript has a single exon.